Zingiber officinale is the source of this 1240-nucleotide messenger RNA. RefSeq lists its product as uncharacterized. The record is from RefSeq and is a predicted model, not a curated record. Gene Ontology annotation, molecular function: acyltransferase activity, transferring groups other than amino-acyl groups. The transcript is spliced from 2 exons. The coding region runs from base 16 to 1119 and encodes 367 amino acids. Lineage: Eukaryota; Viridiplantae; Streptophyta; Magnoliopsida; Zingiberales; Zingiberaceae.
CCAUUUUCCCCAAAAAUGGCAAAGAGGCUCCACAUCGACGCCAUCCAGACGGCGCCACCAGGGAAGGUGACGCCGCCCGACCAAGCCCGGUCCGUCUUCAUCUCCGUUCCCCCCGCCACCGUCGCAGUGAUAGCGCAGACCCGGUUCCAAGUGGUGAUGUACUACAACCCGGCAGGGACGGAAGAGUCCCCGUUGACGGUGGCGGCGCGGGUGAAGGAGUCUCUGAGCGCGGCGCUGCAGGAGCGCCCGGUUCUAUCCGGCCGGCUCCGGAAGAAGGAGGCAGAAUCGGCCGGAGGUGGCCGGUGGGAGGUCAAGUUCAACGACGCCGGAGUGCGGCUGGUGCACGCGACGGCGGAGGUGACCAUGGCCGACGUCAUUGGGUCAAAGGAGGCCCAUGAAGUGCAGGCCCAUUUGGCCUACUGGGACGACGUAAACAUGGACCGUCCAGAUUUUUCCGCGCUUUUUUAUAUUCAGGUGACCCAAUUCGAAGGAGAUGGCUACUCCAUCGGUGUGAGUUGCAGUCUCCUCUUGGCUGACCCCUUCUUCCUCAUUAAAUUCCUCGUGUCAUGGGCUGAAAUCCACACCCAAAUGCUGACACCGGCAACCCUCCUCAAAUCCUCCAUGUUCCACUUGAGCUACUUCCAACGACCCGACCGCCCCAACCGUCUCAGGUCGAUUGAACUCGCACUCUCAGACACUAACCGCCAUCCCUCCUCCUCCAACCCUUACGCCACCAUGUUGUUCGAGGUUCGUCAGCGAGACAGUUCGCAGUCGUACGACGCAAUGGCAAUCGCUUGCCUCCGAGAGGCUACCGCUAGGCUCAAGGCGAGGCCUGUUUCGGAGUUCGUGCUCAUCGUCAGUCACCAUGUCGGCGACUUGACGGUCAAGACCCUGGCGAACUCAAGCUCGACGACGACAGUGCAGUCCGACGACGUGGAAUGUGACGUGGCUUGGUGGGACCAGUUUGGAAUGGAGGAAUUGAGUCUGGCUCCGGGUAAUAAGCCUGUGCACGUGUCGAGUCAGAUUAUCUUCGAUGGGAAUGAUGACGGGCUCGUGGUGAUCAUGAUACCUGAAUCCGAAACUCGACUCUUGAUCAGUGUCACACUGCCAAAUGUGUAAUUAAUUAUUCAAUGUUUGUCUGUGUAGUCUUAAUUUGCCUUCGAAAUAUGUGAAGAUCAUAUUUUGUAUUAUGUUUCGUUAUAUAUAACUAUCCAUAUUAAAUAGGCCAUUGAAUAAUAAU